Molecule: messenger RNA, 1605 nt
Organism: Paramormyrops kingsleyae
Lineage: Eukaryota; Metazoa; Chordata; Actinopteri; Osteoglossiformes; Mormyridae
Product: proteinase-activated receptor 4-like
Biological process (GO): phospholipase C-activating G protein-coupled receptor signaling pathway; positive regulation of Rho protein signal transduction; blood coagulation
Cellular component (GO): plasma membrane
Molecular function (GO): thrombin-activated receptor activity
Source: RefSeq, a predicted model, not a curated record
CUGUCUCACAUCCUGUCCUCUUGGAGCAGAUGCAUACAGAACCCAAACGUAACAGAACACUACAAAGAGAGGUUCCCGAUUCCAUGGCCCGGCCUCCCGCCACUCGAGCCCUGCAGCUGCUGCUGGCACUCUGCUGGAUUUUAGGAGGUCAGAGCAGCCUGACCGGCCCCAUGGCUGCAGGAAACGCCUCUGAAUUCCGUCCCCGUAUGUUUGGCCUCAUAGAAAUAGAGGACCUGGACGGGAUUCUCACCCUGGUGUCGGAAAAACAGAAGCUGGAGAUCCAGAGCUCCACCACCGUGAUUGUGGUGCCCGUCCUUUACUCGGUCGCAUUCCUUGUCGGGCUCCCAGCGAACAUCCUGGCCCUGUGGGUGCUGAUCUUCCAUACACAGAAGGCCCCAUCCACCAUCCUCCUCAUCAACCUGACAGUGCUGGAUGUGCUCCUCCUUCUGAUGUUGCCCUUCCGCAUCACUUACCACUUUGCUGGCAAUGACUGGUUCUUCAGUGAGCCACUGUGUCGACUGGUCAUAGCUCUGCUCUAUGGCAGCAUGUAUGGUUCUAUGCUCUGCCUGGCAUUAAUCAGCAUAGAUCGGUAUAUAGCUCUGGUGCACCCCUUUGGUGCUCUGACCCUGCGCAGCCAUCGCACCUCCCUGGUCAUGAGUGUGUCCGUUUGGGUGGUGGUCCUGUUGGCCAUGCUGCCCCUGUUACUCUUUCGCCAGUCCUACCAGCUGAUCGACCCUCCCAUCAACACCUGUCAUGACGCCCAGCCCACUGCUUUGAUGGCCACUUUCUUUUUCCCCUACUAUGCCAGCCUUUUCAGUCUCUGCUUCUUGCUCCCUCUGCUUGUAAUUCUCUUCUGCCAUGGCGCCGUGCUGAAGACCCUUCUGGCCAGAGGGCACCGCUACUCCCACGCUGCGUGCCUCACCGCCCUGGUCUUGCUGGUCUUCCUUGCAUGUUUCCUCCCCAGCAACAUCUUCUUGCUUCUGCACUACUUAGACAUCUACCUGACAGAUGACAAGUACAACCUCUAUGUGCCCUAUGUAGUCAGCCUGGCCUUCAGCUGCUUUGGUCCCUGCAUUGAUCCCUUCAUCUACUACUAUGUGUCUGUUGACUUCAGGGGCAAAGUUCUCAGGGUGCUCUGCUGCUGCUGUGCUGGGCAACAAGUAUCCUCCAAUACCAGCGGCAUACAUUUGUCAAGCAGCAGCCAAUCCAGGAGCACCUUGCUGUCUAAGUCUUGGGGAAACAAGGAAGUUUUACAGAAGGAAUCUGCCGGAAGGGCAGUGUAAUGCAGAAAACCUCUGAAGGAAUUCUGUAUGGGAACUUUGUAAAGUGUCUUAAAAAUGCAAUGCUGGCAUAAAUAAAUAUUAGACAUCAUUUAUCAAAUAGGCCUACUAGAAUUUUGCAUGUUCCAGGUUUAUACAAGGAACUGAUGUGUGAUCCACGUAAGCUGAGUAAAAAUAAAACACAAGUGUCUUGUUUUGUAUGUGAAAAAAUCCCAGUAUCAUUAAGCUGUAUGCCUAGCAAAGGAUAAAUUAGAAAUUUGUAAGGUUUCAGACUCUCUGGAUACAAGUGUUUGUCAAAAGAUAAUAAAAGCAGAAAGAAGCAGGG